Molecule: messenger RNA, 1511 nt
Organism: Porites lobata
Lineage: Eukaryota; Metazoa; Cnidaria; Anthozoa; Scleractinia; Poritidae
Source: the annotation of a GenBank genome assembly
AUGGACAUGCUGCAAGGUAUGUUGUGAUGCACCAUUACUAAUCUAUCCACUGCUUGUUCUCUACACUUAAGAUUUUUGUUGUGAUAUGGAGACUGUUUUAUUGCUUGAAAAAAGCUCAAUACCACAAUUCCACAAACCCCCAUAUCCCCCUCUAAAAAAUUAAAGUCUUCUCAAUGUUACACAUUUUCUUCUGCAGAGUUUGGGAGUCUUACCACAUCUCAACUGAUGGAAAAAGUUCGGGGUCUUCAAAAUCUUGCUUUUCAACUUGGGUUAGAUGAAGGUACGAGUUUAGGCUGUAUAAUUUAUACCACGUGUCCCAGAUUUCACUGAUAAAUCAGGAAAUUCUAGAGUCUGUUGCAGAUGCCAUUUGAUUUAUGACUGGAAAGAGAAGAGUUAAGUUGUUCUAGGUUUGGGACCAAGAAAAGAUGUUCGCCCAUUGUACCCUGACAUUCCUGACAUGUCGGAAUGAUAGCCCAACAUCACAGAAAUCCAGGACGCUUUGAGAAAAAGAAAUACUCCAGAUUCACCCAAUAAGUAUCGGAAAACGUGAAGAUCCCCGAUAAUUUGGCAUUUUAGACCUUUUGCAGUAGUGUGUGACUAAAGGAGACAGGUCCCAUGGUCAUUAGCCUGCGAAAACAUCCUUUUCUCCUCGCUCUCCGCCGCUGUGGACGUUUUGCCGCGAAACGUUGCCAGCGGCGAAGAGCGAGGAGAAACGGAUGUUUUUGCAGGCUAUAUGGUCAUACAAGAAAAGAAUUUAUAGAUGAUUACUAAUGAUUUCAUCUCUUUACAUGUAAAAUAUAAUCACCGUCACUUCCAUUAUUACCAAAGGAUUAUCACCAAAGGUUUUUUAUUAAAAUUUUUAUUUCUGGUAUCAAUUUUUUUUUUAGCGCGGGAAAUGACAAGAGGGAAGUUUUUAAACAUUCUGGAGAAGGCUAACUCUGGACGAAGAUAAGAUAUGGCAUAAUGUGCAGUUGUAGAUAAAAUUACUAAAAUUUGUAUAAAAGUUGUGUAAAAUUUUAGUAGAAUGUUACUUUUCUUCUGGUUGUUAUGGUAAAAAAUGGAAUUCACAUCAUAGGAUAAACCCUGUCUUUUUCCCACACUCGGGGAAAAAUAAUUAUUUGGCUUAAAAUGUAGAGAGUUCUGUCUGGCUAUAUUAUUGUUUUAUAUCGAACUUUGGGGUAAGAGUUUUCAAAACAAUAUGAGGAUUGUUUGACUCUUUGUUGUUCAGUGCUAUGUUAACUUAAAGACAGGGAAGUUCUGUUCUCAUUCUCACUUUGAGUGUGGCAUUUCUUAACUAAUGAUUAUUGAUGUAUUUUUUUGUCACGCUGACAUCUUCUGUUUUAUCUAUUAUCUAUUAUUUGAAAGCAAUAAAAUGCUUUAAAUCUGUUUCAAGUCUGUUUAAUCCACAGGGCACGCUCUUUCUAGUGCCAAAAAUUAUAUGUAAAUAUAUAGUGCUACACUGUCAAAUUGCAUAUGUUGACAAAAAAAAUAAAGUAAGCAGAAGGCUGGAG